AUGAAUAUGUGUGAGAUCAGCCGCAAAGUUGGAGGAAACCUUCUCCUCCUUAAAUAUCACCUCUUACCUCGAACCAAAGGAUUCACCACCACACUGCAGUGUCUUAAGGACACAGUAACCGCCGUGUAUGAUGUGACCCUUAACUUCAAAGACAACCAAACUCCCACUCUCCUGGGCAUUGUCAACGGCAAGAAAUACAAAGCCAACCUGAGUGUAAGGCGGUUCCCUGUGGAGGAUAUACCAGAUGAUGAGCAGGAGUGCGCCAACUGGCUGCACAAGCUCUACCAGGAGAAGGAUGCCUUGCAGGAAAUGUACAGCAAGGAAGGCAAGUUCCCCGGACCCACAAUCAUCCCACCUCGCCGACUAUGGACACUGCUCAACUUCCUGUUCUGGGCCACCCUGCUGCUUUCACCCCUCAUCAAGUUUGCCUGUGGUGUGGUCGUCAGUGGCUCCCCUCUCCUCAUCAUUGGCUUUAUCAUCUUCCUCAUUAUAGCUAUCCGCCGCCUCAUAGGGGUCACCGAGGUGAAGAAAACAGGCUCCAGUUACGGCGAUCAGGAGGCCAAGAAACAAAACUAAAGUGUGUCACCCCCUCCUGUGUAUGGCCGUUUGUGUACGGUCGCCCUGCGGUGUCUCACCCUUACCCAACUCCAUUCUCCUCCUACUGUUGAGUCAGUUGGUAGGCCGGGGAGGAGACCCAGCUGUGAAAACAUAAUAGAGACCAGAGUUAAAAAUUCUAAUGGCACUUCUCCU
This is a messenger RNA of Amphiprion ocellaris (clown anemonefish), 750 nucleotides long. Its product is annotated as 1-acyl-sn-glycerol-3-phosphate acyltransferase gamma-like. Gene Ontology annotation, molecular function: 1-acylglycerol-3-phosphate O-acyltransferase activity. Bases 1 to 576 code for a protein of 191 amino acids. NCBI's taxonomy places the organism in Eukaryota, Metazoa, Chordata, Actinopteri, Pomacentridae. Gene Ontology annotation, cellular component: endoplasmic reticulum; endomembrane system. The record is from RefSeq and is a predicted model, not a curated record. The transcript is spliced from 2 exons.